Messenger RNA from Symbiodinium pilosum, 1989 nucleotides. Lineage: Eukaryota; Dinophyceae; Suessiales; Symbiodiniaceae. The record is from the annotation of a GenBank genome assembly.
AUGAGCUCCGAAUCAACAAUCAGCAGCUUGCAUGCUCUAGCUGAAUUGCGAGUCUGGGCAGAAAGUUUGCUUCCAGUUUCAUGUUCUGCGCCCUCUUCGUGUAGACUUUCUAGAAGGACUUUCAGGAGGGCAGACAUCAGAAGUGCCCUUUUCAUUUUUAUCAUUGGAUGCUUUGGGUCCAAAUUCCCGGGUAAGCCGCGGUUCCGUCACUCUAGUUUGGUCGAGUCUGGUCUCUGCCUAAGGCGCUUUGAGCAGGCAGAGGCUCGCUCGGCUCAGCGAGCUGGGGAGGUGAAAGGCGAGCUGAGGGCUGCGGAAGCCUUGAACCAGACAAACGCAACACACCUCAAGGGUCUCGAGGUGCAGCUGAUGACGGCCAGAGAGGCAUUGGCAGAGGCAGAGGCAGACCGUUCCACCAAAACCAGCUGGUCGAAGCGGCUUGGACACGAGCUGGCAGAUGCACGCGCAGGGGAGCAAGAGGCGUGGCAGAUGCAGGCGCAGCAAGCCCACGAACUGCGUGAAGCCCGUCGGCGCCUAGACCAGCUGGUUGGCGGAGGAACUUCUAUGCCUGGCGGGCAGCUCGCACAGUGCAAGCGCCGGCUGCUUGAUCUCGAACAGGCCUGCAGCCGAAAGGAGGCAGAGGUGGCAGAGGAGCGGCGUGCUCGCGAACGGUGCCACACAGAGGCAGUUCGAGCCAGCGAAAAGUUGCGUGCGGCAAGGGCGCAGGGCGCUCAACUGAAGGAGCGGCUGCGAACUCUGGAGGAGUCUGAGCUUCGCUACCCGUCGCGGUUCCCACCGCAGAAGAGCCCGGCGUUGCAGCCGAAGCCGCAGGUGAGCACCCGCCGCCCCAGCCGCAGCUUCAGCGUCCCAGCGGAAGGGAGAUUACGUGACGGUCGGCGAGCCGACUCCCAGCCCAUGCCAAGCAACUGGGCCCAGGAGACCUUGCAAACGCCAGAGCAGCCCGAGCACCAGCCGAGUACCUCAAGUGCAGAUGACGUGCAAGUGAUGAAGAAUUUCGUAAAGAGCGAGGAAGCGAGGCUUCGGGCUCUAAGCACAGCGCAAGGCAGUGCGGAGUCCACUGCAAGCCCACCACCGCACAAAGAGGUUCCUCGAGGCUUGGAUUCUGGCUACCGCUUAUCCUGGGAGGAAGCGCCGAGGGCUGCAAUUCCCUUGAAAGCGUCAGAGCCUCCUGCACAGCUCCCAGAGGAGGACCUGAGCCUGGCUGCUCUGCUUUCUAUGCAGCCCCCGACCGCUGACAAGCAGGCUGUCGGUGGGGACUACGAGCGCGUGAGCGCUGCGAAGAUUCCCACAGCCCGCCGUGAACAGGCGGUGCGUGUUGCGGAGAUCCUUGAGGAAGCAUGUAGCGAUAGCACUUACAAGGACUACGGUAUCAAAGAGCUGGCACAGGGAGGAGGAGGCAAAGUCCUCAGCGGGCCUGGCAUCGAUACUAAUGAGGCUGGCGUUCUUCAAGGUGGCGGAAAAUGGCCCAAGCGCAUUGGUGGCCUAUGCCGCAGCUUAGUAGAGGAAGAGGACUUGUCCACGCGAUGGCCAGAAGGGAGUUUGGGGAGGUACUGUGAGAAGGACUGCCUUGAAAACAUUGGCGGAACACCUUUGAGCAAGACAAGACCAAAAAAGAGGCCACCCGCAGAAGCUGCACCGAAGACCACCUCCAAGCCACAUGAGGCCGCAAAGCCCACCGGCUUGGAGGAGCUGCCACCCCCGCCUCACCAGCACAAGGUGGUCACGGCUGAGAACAUCUCGGACGUUAUCACGCAGGGAAAAUUCCACAAAUUUGUCCUCGUCCUGUUCUUCGAUGCGUCCGAACGCAGCGCGCAUGCUGUGGCAAUUUGGGAAUACGCUGCACGCCUUUUGAAGAAAGCCAAACUCAAGGAUCUUCGAAAGGCCGUCCUGGCCAGGUACGACUCCUCUAGCGGAGAUACUUGGGGCUACAAAUUCCAGGGGCCUUUGCCGCGAGGUUUGCUGUACCGGUGA